GCUCAGAUUAUUUUUUUAAUGUUGGAUUGUUGUAAGAGCGAUCCAAUAUUUGGAAAAGACUUGCAAUGUUGUUUUUCUGGCGAGAAGCCCAGCGCCUGCUGCUUUCGCUCUUCCUCCUCACAGCCUGGGAGACUGGGGGCGGCCAGCUCCACUACUCGGUCCCCGAGGAGGCCAAACACGGCACCUUUGUGGGCCGCAUCGCGCAGGACCUGGGGCUGGAGCUGACAGAGCUGGUGCCGCGCCUGUUCAGGCUGGCGUCCAAGAACCGAGGGGACCUUCUGGAGGUAAAUCUGCAGAAUGGCAUUUUGUUCGUGAAUUCUCGGAUUGACCGGGAGGAGCUGUGCGGGUGGAGCGCAGAGUGCAGCAUCCACCUGGAGGUGAUCGUGGACAGGCCGCUUCAAGUUUUCCAUGUGGAGGUGGAGGUGAAGGACAUUAAUGACAACCCUCCAGUUUUUCCAAUGGAGGUAAAAAAUUUGUUUAUUUACGAAUCUCGACAGCUGGGCUCUCGGUUUCCACUAGAGGGCGCAUCUGAUGCAGAUAUGGGAACAAAUUCUUUGUUAACUUACAAUCUUGACUCCACUGAAUAUUUUACCUUGGACAUUAAAAGAAAUGAUGAGGAAAUUAGAUCCCUUGGACUUGUGUUGAAAAAACUUUUAAAUCGAGAGGAUAUUCCUAAGCAUCAUUUACUAAUAACAGCAACUGAUGGUGGGAAACCAGAGCUCACGGGCACUACUCAAGUGAAGAUCACCGUUUUAGAUGUGAACGACAAUGCCCCAGUGUUUGAGAAGACCGUCUACAAAGUCAGAUUAUUUGAAAAUGUACCAAAUGGUACCCUAGCAGUAAUCGUCAACGCCACUGAUUUGGAUGAAGGCAUAAAUAAGGACAUUGUAUAUUCUUUCAAUACCGACACGUCAGCAUAUAUUUCGUCAAAAUUUUACUUAGAUCCCGUCAAUGGAUAUAUCAGCGUAAAAGGUAACAUAGAUUUUGAAGAAACGAAGUCAUAUGAAAUCCAGGUAGAAGCAACGGAUAAAGGAAAUCCCCCAAUGACAGAUCACUGCACGGUUCUGGUGGAAGUUCUGGACAUCAAUGAUAAUGUUCCUGAGUUGGUUAUCAAAUCACUAUCUUUACCAGUAUUAGAAGACUCUCCACUUGGCACAGUCAUCGCCCUGAUCAGCGUGUCCGACAGCGACUCAGGUGCCAACGGACAGGUCACCUGCACCCUGACAACUCAUGUCCCCUUCAAACUGGUGUCCACCUUCAAGAAUUACUAUUCACUGGUACUGGACAGCACCCUGGAUCGUGAGAGUGUGUCGGCUUAUGAGUUGGUGGUGACCGCGUGGGACGCGGGCUCGCCUUCUCUGUGGGCCACCGCCUACGUGUCUGUAGAGGUGGCAGACGUGAAUGACAAUGCGCCGACGUUCACGCAUCCAGAGUACACUGUGUUGGUGAAGGAGAACAACCCGCCGGGCUGUCACAUCUUCACGGUAUCUGCACAGGACGCGGACGCACAGGAGAACGCGCUGGUGUCCUACUCGCUGGUGGAGAGGCGGGUGGGCGAGCGCGCGCUGUCCAGCUACGUGUCGGUGCACGCGGAGAGCGGCAAGGUGUACGCUCUGCAGCCUCUGGAUCACGAGGAACUGGAGCUGCUGCAGUUCCAGGUGAGCGCGCGCGAUGCAGGCGUGCCACCGCUGGCCAGCAACGUGACGCUGCAGGUGUUCGUGCUGGAUGAGAAUGACAAUGCGCCAGCACUGCUGGAGCCCCGGGCGGGCACUGCUGGAGGCCUGGUGAGUGAGCUGGAGAUGCGGUCUGUGGGCGCUGGCCACCUGGUGGCUAAGGUGCGCGCAGUGGACGCUGACUCUGGCUACAAUGCCUGGUUGUCAUAUGAGCUGCACCCAGCAGCUGGCGGCUCACGUAGCCUAUUCCGCGUGGGGCUUUACACCGGUGAGAUCAGCACGACACGAGCCCUGGACGAGGCAGACGCGUCGCUUCAGCGCUUGCUUGUUCUGGUGAAGGACCACGGUGAACCUGCGCUGACCUCCACAGCUACCGUGCUGGUGUCACUGGUGGAGAGCGGCCAGGCGCUGAAGGUCACUUCACGGGUGUCGCCGGGCGCUGUGGGCCCGGAGGCGGCGCUGGUGGAUGUCAAUGUGUACCUGAUCAUCGCCAUCUGUGCGGUGUCCAGCCUGUUGGUGCUCACAGGGCUACUGUACACCGCUCUGCGGUGCUCCGUGCCGCCCACCGAGGGUAACUGUGGGCCGGGCAAGCCUAGGCUGGUUUGCUCCAGCGCGGUGGGGAGCUGGUCAUACUCGCAGCAGAGGGGGCAGAGGUGUGCUCUGGGGAGGGUCUGCCCAAGUCCGACCUCAUGGCUUUUAGCCCCAGUCUCUCACCAUGUCCAGUUACUCGGGAUAGAGAGGAGCAACAGGUUGUUGACAUUGAUCUCUCGGCCAAAGUAA
Molecule: messenger RNA, 2453 nt
Organism: Nycticebus coucang (slow loris)
Lineage: Eukaryota; Metazoa; Chordata; Mammalia; Primates; Lorisidae
Product: protocadherin alpha-3-like
Biological process (GO): homophilic cell-cell adhesion
Cellular component (GO): plasma membrane
Molecular function (GO): calcium ion binding
Source: RefSeq, a predicted model, not a curated record